AUGGUCCACACCCAGAACACACCGGUAGCUACUAGCUCUACCCCUCUCCUCGCUCCUGCCGAGUAUUCCUCUUCCAACCCUGCCCCCAUUCCCUGGCGUCUGCUCGUUCCCAUCCUUCUCAUCCGUAUCGUAGACUCCAUCUCAUACAUCCUCGUCUUCCCAUUCAUCACCGAGUUCAUCACCUCUCUCCAUGCCCCGCCCGACAAAGUUGGUCUCUACGCAGGCUUGGCUGAGGGGUGCCUCAUGGCCGUCGAGGCGUUCUGCGCCACCAGAUGGGCCAGAGCUGCAGACCGAUGGGGCCGCAAGAGGUGCUUGGUAUGGGGAGUAUUGGUGACUGGGACUGGAUGUGCGUUGGUAGGUUUCGGACAGAGUGUGGGUUGGAUCAUAUUCUGGCGAGCUUUCUAUGGAUUGACUCCUGCUGGCGUGCUCACAAGGACCGUCGUCGCCGAGAUCAGCCACUCCUCCAACCGAUCCCGCAUCUUUGCCAUCUACUCGCCCAUGCUUUCUCUUGGCGUCAUCAUUGGCAACCUCAUCGGCGGCGAGCUGGCCAAGCCGUACGGCAAGCUCCCAUGGUGGAUGGGAGGCUCGAUGAAGAUCUGGCAGCACUUUCCCUAUGCUCUUCCCUGCGUCGUUUGCUCUAUCUUGAGCUUAUCCGUUGUCGUACUUUGCUGGUACACUCUGGAAGAGACAAAGAAGAGUCCCGAGAAAGACCAAGACGAAAACGCCCAAGGAGAGGCGCGAGAAACCAACACCUUCAAGGCUGUCCUCCAGGUCCCACACUUUAUGCUGGUCAUGGGGAUUCUCUGCACGAGCUUUGCCUUCGAAGGCCUUUUCACCGUCUUCCUCUGGACCCCCAUCAAGCGCGGAGGACUCGGUCUGCCUGUCCACUUCAUCGGUCUCACCAACUCUCUCUCCUCCGCCAUCUACAUCCUCGUCUCCCCUGUCCUUGCCCCUCUUAUCGAAGACAAGUUCGGACUGAAGGGCGGUCUAGCUUUGACGAGCGGCGCCAUGCCCCUUGAAGCCCUCGUCAUUCCUCUCGCCCAAUUCGCAGCUACCAAAGGCCUGGCUUGGACAGGUGUGAUGUUGGGUGUCCAGUGUCUGCUCAAGAACUUUCACUGCAUGGGCUGGUCGCAAGGCGAUAAUAUCAUAUUCGCUGUUGUUGGCGCGUACCCAGAGCUUACAGCUUCCGCCAGCGCCAUCCAAUGUAUUGCCGGGGCGAUCGGUCGAGCUUCAGGUCCUGUGAUCUCUGGUUGGGUCUUUUCAUUCUCCACCGCCUUCCCUGCAGUCUCGCUCGGCCGUCAACUAUCCUGGAUCGUCCUCUUCCUCAUCUGCCUUCCGCCGCUUUUGCUUGUGACCGUCAUCCCCAGGCUGACGGAGGACGGCAAGGACGAUGAAUCCCAGGUUGAGGUUGUGAAAGAGAACAAGGUCGAGUAUGAAGUUGUUGGGGCGUAUACUGUUGCUGAAGGGUAUUAUGGUGCGACUGGUGUUGAGUUGGUGGAUGUGCGUUGA
Messenger RNA from Cryptococcus wingfieldii CBS 7118, 1509 nucleotides. RefSeq lists its product as hypothetical. NCBI's taxonomy places the organism in Eukaryota, Fungi, Basidiomycota, Tremellomycetes, Tremellales, Cryptococcaceae. The record is from RefSeq and is a predicted model, not a curated record. The coding region runs from base 1 to 1509 and encodes 502 amino acids. Gene Ontology annotation, molecular function: transmembrane transporter activity. The transcript is spliced from 8 exons. Gene Ontology annotation, biological process: transmembrane transport.